AUGGCCGACCAAGAUGAUACCUCCAACUCGAUCCCCAAAUCCUACGGCCUCCUCCUCUUCCCCCAGUUCGAAGUCCUAGACGCCGCCGGCCCAACCGAACUCCUCAACAUCCUCUCCGGCCCCUUCGAGCAUUCAGAAAUCAGCUUAAGCGUCAUCGCACCUACCAAAGACCUCGUCUCUCCGGCGCCGCCUUCAGGCGUUGGCCAUCAAGUCCUCGGCCAGCAACUCUAUCAACCAACGCACUCCUUCGCAGACGCACCGCCCCUGGAUGUCCUGAUCGUGCCUGGAGGUCGCGGGACUGCGCGCUCCGACGAGGAAAUGCGAGAUGUUCUCGACUUCAUUCGCGACCGCUUCAAUGGUUCCGGGGGCCAUGCGCCGCUCAAGUACGUCUUCAGCGUCUGCACUGGCUCCGACCUCCUCGCUCGCGCAGGUGUGCUGGACGAUCGACGCGCGACGACUAACAAGAAGGCGUGGUCGAGAGUCACGCCUCAUGGAACGAAGACGCAUUGGGUGGCUAAUGCAAGGUGGGUGGCUAGUGGAAGGGUUUGGACGACUUCGGGAGUCACGGCUGGGAUCGACGGGAUGGCGGCGUUGGUUGGGAAGGUGUAUGGGGAGGAUUUGGCUGAUAGGGUUUGCGACUUCAUUGAGCACGUGCGGGUCAAAGAUCCGGCGAGUGACCCCUUUGCUGAGAUGAAUGGGUGUAAGGAUGUGUUGCCUCAACGGCAGUAG
Messenger RNA from Saxophila tyrrhenica, 729 nucleotides. RefSeq lists its product as uncharacterized. Gene Ontology annotation, biological process: regulation of DNA-templated transcription. The coding region runs from base 1 to 729 and encodes 242 amino acids. The record is from RefSeq and is a predicted model, not a curated record. The transcript is spliced from 2 exons. NCBI's taxonomy places the organism in Eukaryota, Fungi, Ascomycota, Dothideomycetes, Mycosphaerellales, Extremaceae.